Salvia splendens (bonfire salvia) is the source of this 777-nucleotide messenger RNA. Its product is annotated as probable calcium-binding protein CML13. Gene Ontology annotation, molecular function: calcium ion binding. The record is from RefSeq and is a predicted model, not a curated record. Gene Ontology annotation, cellular component: myosin II complex. Lineage: Eukaryota; Viridiplantae; Streptophyta; Magnoliopsida; Lamiales; Lamiaceae. The transcript is spliced from 2 exons. Bases 121 to 558 code for a protein of 145 amino acids.
UUAGUGGUGAGCAACACACUUUUCGCAUUCAUCAACAACUCAAUCAGAUCGUUUCUCAAAAAUCAAAAUCCAAAAAACCACAAUCAGAAAUUCAAAACCAGAUCAAAGGCAAUCGCAAAAAUGGGGUUAAGCGACGAGCAGAUAUCAUCGAUGAAGGAAGCGUUCAAUCUCUUCGACGCCGACAGCGACGGCAAAAUCGCGGCGUCGGAGCUCGGGAUCCUGAUGCGCUCCCUCGGCGGGAAUCCGACGCAGGCGCAGCUGAAAUCGGUGAUCGCGGAGGAGAAGCUGACGGCGCCGUUCGAUUUCCAGAGGUUCCUCGACCUGAUGGCGAAGCACCUGAAGGCGGAGCCGUUCGACAAGAAGCUCCGCGACGCGUUCCAGGUGCUGGACAAGGAGGGGACGGGAUUCGUGGUGGUGAAGGAGCUGCGGCACAUCCUCACCAACAUCGGCGAGAAACUGGAGCCCGCGGAGUUCGAAGAGUGGAUCCGAGAGGUCGACGUUGGAUCCGAUGGCAAGAUCAAAUAUGACGAUUUCAUCGCGCGAAUGGUCGCUAAAUGAGGAAGGUGAGCGAAAUGGUGGUUCGUUUUAUAUCUAUAUUUGCAUGCUCGUUUGCUUUCCACAAGCAGUGAAGAUAUGAAUUAUUAUUUUUUAUUUAGUUAUUGAUUUUACAUGAUCUAGAUGCUCUUUGCUACAUCAGUUUGUCACAUUGUUUCAUUUAUUUGUUGACUCAUCACCUAGUCCUAAGAGCAGUGAGCAUUGUUUAAAUUAAGAUAAUCA